UUUUACUAACCUGAACAAACAUGGUGUAUGUGACGGUGCGAUACGGAGACUGCGAGGAGGAAAUCUUUAAUCCGUUCUGUCGAGCCCGCAAUCUAUUACGGAGUAUCAAACAGAAAUGCCGGUGUAAGACUGACUUUGAUAUUGAACUUUGCGAUGAAUCCGGUAAUAUCAAAUUUCUCAGAGACGUUCCGAACAGAUAUGCUAAUGAGAUAUUGACGGAGAGGGAGACAUUAGUCCUUCUGAGAGUCGACAAAACGAUAGGAACCCCCGACACCUAUAUACCGCUACUGAAUGACGAAGAAUCUAUCAACGAUGACUUUACAGCCAGGCUAGCGGGAAGAGGAAUGUUUGACAGUCGACCCGGAAGCAGAAGAGUCAGGUCAAAUACGCGGAGACAAAAAACUGAGAAAAAUGGUGACAGAGACCGCUCCAAAGAAAAAUUAAAAUCAGCUCGUCCUGAGAAAAGGUCCAAAUCGAGACAAGGCAAAUAA
Molecule: messenger RNA, 491 nt
Organism: Ylistrum balloti
Lineage: Eukaryota; Metazoa; Mollusca; Bivalvia; Pectinida; Pectinidae
Exons: 5
Coding region: 21-491 (156 amino acids)
Source: RefSeq, a predicted model, not a curated record